CUUUGUGGACUUUGAAAAUUUUUUGUUUGUUAGUUAUCCGUCCCUAAAAAGAAAGGGACGGAGCGGGCCCUAACGCUUUGGAGGCGGCCCACAUCACUUUGAAAAGAAAUCAUCAGUAAUUAUAGAGUGACCACUGUGUGUGAGUGUGUGUAGCGGAAUGAAGGUGCGAAUAUGGAUUGGGUAGUGUGUCGGGUGUGCUACACAUUUGGUAUUGAGGUUGACUUGAUGGCGCGGUCGGCAGCGGCGGUGUCGCGGUUAGGUGGUAGCGUGGCCCCGCAGAGUUGCCAGGUGGUGGUGUUUACCUCAACAUGGCGGAGUAUGGGGAGGGGGCGGAGGGGAGGCGGAAAUGGUUCAUCCCUUACGAGAAAAAAGUGUUGACAGCUUUGAUCGAGCAGCACAAAGAUGUAGUAGAGUGCAAGAAAAGAGACGGUGCGUCCAAUAGAGAGAAAGAGAAGGUGUGGGAGGUGAUAGCGGCCCAGUUUUCGGCUCAUCCUUCCACCCAGGCCAGGACCAGCCGGGAGCUGAGGCGCUGCUGGGAGAACAUGAAGGCCAGGGCUAAGAAGGCUCUUGACAGUGACCGAGCCACACGGGAGGGAUCUGAGGAUGGACGCUCGGUACCUUCAAGUAUCACUCCGGAAGCAGAAGCUGUUCUCAGUGUCAUCAGCCCAUAUGAUGAAGUUAAGAAUGGAGUGAAUUCACAGGAUAUGGUUCCAGAUUGUAUGAUACCUGAAACCUCCACCAGUUCUCAUCUUAGAAUGGAGAGUUACCAGAUUGGGCAGUCAUCUGCAUCAGAAACUUCUCAAAGUCAUGAACAAACAUCAUACUAUGAAAAGUCUGCAUCAGAUUUAACACCAAAUAUUGGGCCAUCUAAGAGAACUAGAAAACAAAAGAUGGAUCAGCUGUGUGAUGAAGACAUAUUGUUAGCACAGCUGCAGAUGCAGCAAGCUCAGCUUUCAAUAGAAAAUUUACGAUUAGAAAGGAAAUGUUUGCAAGAAAGGUGUCAGCAGCAGCGAGAGGCCCAUGAGUGGCAACGUGCGCAGCAUGAGGCCAACCUGAACCUGGCCAUGCUGCAGAUAAAAUUUUGGGAAAAAAAAACUGGAUAUGGAGACAUGGAAACUUAAAUGUGGUAUUUGGUCCACACCCAUACAAAAGAGGCAGUAUGUGUAUAUAUACUAUAGAAAUGUAGAAAUGGCCCUAUAAGUGUCAGUACUACUGGAUGUGUACCUGAAACUAUUGAAACUAGCUUUUAUUAAUUUCUAUGACUAUAUAUUACUAACGGUGAACAUUUAGAUACAGUGGAACCUCUCUUACAGAAUACUCCUUUUCAAACAAAUUUUUUUUUAACAAAAUUUCGAACUCGUAAUUAUUUUUGUUACUGUGCCAUAGUUUGGUUCUCGUACAAAGUUACUUGAUUUCAAAUACUAGAAGAUGAAGGAAGGGAUGGCGUUUAUUACUGAUUUAUAGGUUUUAUAAAUAUUUCCUUACCCACAGUGAUUCAGUCUUUAAGAAAAGAAGUUAAUGGGAACUUAUUGAAGAGCCUUAAUGUAAAGAGUUUUUAGUGCUCAUUAGUAGUCCCAAGCCACUUGUGGCUCUCUCGAUAGCAUACAACAUCAUCAUUACUGUACAGCUGCAUUUUCCCAAUUAGUUUUUCUCACUAGGUAGACUUCAAAGUGUUAUGAUCACCUUUAUUUUUGUUGACUUUCUCCUCUCUGUGUUUUAUAAGGGUGUAGACACACUUCAUGCAAUUCACUGAGAGGGUAGAGGACAGCGGAAUGCUUAGUGGGUUAGAGGCAAGAACAAACCAAAGUAUUAUUGAAUAUGAGUGGCCAUAUUGGAUUCAAAUAGCAAGUUCCCUCCAAGUUUAUCUGCUGUGACCACUCAUAUAUGAUAACAUGUGUUUGUUCUUGCCUCUAACCUGCUAGGCAUCCCACUACCCUUUACUCUCCCAGCAAAUCGUGUGUAACGUCUUAUUACCCUAAGGCUUUUCUUCACCAGAUCAGUGAUAACCUAGAGAAUACCUGCAUGGUCUGAACAGUAUCUUCUGAUGAAUUUUGUGUCACUAAGCUCAUUCAUUACAUCCUUUCCUGAUAGAUCAUUUAUGAGCUGGACAUGUUGUAGAGCAGCCAUCAUGGUGAUGAUAAUGGUCUGUCAGGAGCUGCAGUAACAGGUUGUACAGGUGUCUGGAAAGGAACUAAUCUGUUUUUACACUGAUUGCUUUGUGAAAAUAGUUUCGGUUUCUGAACAUUUUGGAUUUUGAAUGUUACUUAGGGAUUAAUUAUAUUUGAGAACAAAGAUUCCACUGUAGGUAGAUGUCAGGCCAUUAGCUGUUUAUGUUAAAUUAAAAUAUCUUGUAUUGUAUUUAUUAUUUUAGUCAGAUUUUUAUGCUCUAUUUUUUUUUCAAAUUGUAUUUGUUAGCACCGUGGAUGUAAUCCAUGUAAAAUUGUUCUGAUAGAUUGACACAAAUAUGUAAUUCUUGAAUGGCAUUAGGAUUAAUCAGUUAACAUACAUUCAUCAGUUUUACUUUCUGUCCCCUAAUCCAUGGAAUAGUCUGUGAGCUGGCACCCAUAGAAUUCUGAGUCGUCCUCUUUACUAGUAUCAUAAUUUUUUUUCCCUUGCUUAUUUCAGCGCUCACAUUCCUCUAUGUUCCUUCACUUUAAGUAGUCUACUAAUAGUCAUAUCACAAGAUGAAACAAUUACUCCAGGAUUUCAGUGUCUGGUUUUGCUAGUAUAGUCAGCAUCAAUUUUUGUGUCAUUGCAGACUGUGAUUGGCAUGUCAUAUAUCACUUCCUAAUGGUUGGGAAAAGACCCCUCAGUGUCAGUGAGGUCAAGAUGAUACCUGGCUGCCCACCAAACACCCUUGACGUAUCACUCAUUGAGAACCUCUGGGUCAUUCUCAAGGUUAAAAUAAGAGAUGUCUCCACACUUGAAGAAUUAGAGACUGAGCUUUGUUGAAUGUGGAGUUCCAAAUUAUCACCAUCUCUGACAAAUAUUAAAAAAACACAAAGGUCAGUCUAUAAACAAAUAGAGGGUUAUUAAACAAAGCUUCUGAUUAUUUGUUUUAUUGUUAUUUUAGUGUAAUAGAAAUCUUGUUUUGUAUGUUGUUUUGUUGAAACAUCAACUGAUUUUGACCAUAUAAUGGUAAUACUACCAUCUCUUUCACAUGGUUAUUACUAUCAGAUUUAAGCUUACUUCUAAUGUUCAUAAAAUAAACCUGUGUAUGAAUAGAAGUUAAGGCAUGGUAUAGUUUUAAUGAGUUAAAAGUCUGUCAAUAUUGUCCUUUAAGUGGAAUGUCUGACAUCUAUAGGUCCAGUGAAACACUUAUUUUGUUCAAUUUGAUGAUGUGUCAUGCUGAGGAUUUGUGUGAUGUUUGUUGAAAAUUUCUUGUGGGAAACCUUGAAACACCAUCUGUUAGCAGCAAAAAUGGUGAAAAAUGUACAAUAAUAUGGAAGCAGGUCUUUAUCUCACACAUUCUUUGAGAUAAUUAUAUAUCACAAGCUUUCUUGGACAAGAUUUUAUUCCAUUUUAUUUUAUUGUUGUUAUAAUUAUUAUUUUUUUAUUCUUAUUUUUAUUUUCAUUUACAUGCAUUAAUAUACUCACCCCCAUGUUUUGUUGAGGCAGUAGACAGCUGUUCAAUAUACAGUGGUGUCUCACUGGGAUGACUUAACACAUUGAUGUUGACUAUACUCAUAGAGACCUGUGAUAAUUCUUUGAUGCUGUAUUUGCAAAAGUAUCAUACUGUCUACAGAUCAAACCACACUUCUGUAAAAGAAAUAUUGUAUCUAACUAUAUACUGUAUAUCUGUAUAUUCCUGUACAAUGGUAUAACUUUGUAUCAAAUAUCAGAUGGUGCUCUGGCUAUAUGUAGAUUUCUGCUUCUUAGAAGUGGUUACUAAUUUUCAUAUUAUAUUUCUGAGAGCUUAUA
Molecule: messenger RNA, 3921 nt
Organism: Portunus trituberculatus (swimming crab)
Lineage: Eukaryota; Metazoa; Arthropoda; Malacostraca; Decapoda; Portunidae
Product: myb/SANT-like DNA-binding domain-containing protein 3
Exons: 3
Coding region: 309-1121 (270 amino acids)
Source: RefSeq, a predicted model, not a curated record